Molecule: messenger RNA, 1130 nt
Organism: Daphnia pulicaria
Lineage: Eukaryota; Metazoa; Arthropoda; Branchiopoda; Diplostraca; Daphniidae
Product: WW domain-binding protein 11-like
Exons: 6
Coding region: 73-951 (292 amino acids)
Biological process (GO): protein K48-linked ubiquitination; double-strand break repair; ubiquitin-dependent protein catabolic process
Cellular component (GO): cytosol; ubiquitin ligase complex; nucleus
Molecular function (GO): histone binding; metal ion binding; ubiquitin protein ligase activity
Source: RefSeq, a predicted model, not a curated record
UCUGUCAGUCUGAGUCUGAAUUUGUUUCGCCCAAGACAACAUCAUCGUCGACGACUGCUGACAGUAUCAAAGAUGGCGAGACAAGAGUUACUUUUGAAUACCAUGGAGCGUAUGGAAAUCGAACUACGUUGUGGAAUUUGUUCGGAGCUCAUGGUUUCGGCUACAACUUUGAACUGCAUGCACACUUUCUGCCAGUAUUGUCUCUCGCAGUGGAAACACUUCGAUGCACAACGAGAGACGGUGGAGGGUGGACGGUAUAGGGUGGACGGUGGACGGUGGACGUUGGAGACGGUGGGAUGUCCUGUCUGCAGGGACGUGAUAAUAUCAGAAAAACGAAACUACUUAGCUGACAACUUGAUUGCAAUAAUGGUGGAUAGUUACUCGGAAGAAGAGAAGAACAGUAGAAAGGAGUUGGUUGCGCAACGCCAAGAACAGGCGCAGCAAAAUGUUGAAAUGCCAUCCCAGACGAACUUGGCCAUCCAGUCCACCAAUCGCAUCAAUCAAGAUGUGCUUCUAUUGCCGCCCGUGCUACCGACGCCACCCGUGCUACCGACGCCACCCGUGCUACCAACGCCACCCGUGCUACCGACGCCACCCGUGCUACCGACGCCGCCCGUGCUACCGACGCCACCCGUGCUACCGACGCCACCCGUGCUACCGACGCCGCCCAUGCUACCGACGCCACCCGUGCUACCGACGCCACCGCCUUCACCGCCUCCAGUUGUUCCACCUGCACGAUUGCGAUUGGAGGUUGCGGCCGUAAUUCCUAUACGGAGAAGAUCUGCUGGACGGAGAAGAUCUGCUGGACGGAGAAGACCCGCAAUCUUCGGCAUUCUAGGCCCACGAACAAUUCAAAGAGCUACUGCUAACCGUACGAAUCAGUCCUCAGCCCGCUCAACAUCAGGUCGCACAGUCCAAGGGUCGUUGGCGAGACCGCGCUGGCGUUAUUGAUUUUUAUUAAAUAUUUUACAUUGGGUUAAUCUCCUUUACUUGUGUAAUAUUAUGUAUUUUUAAUUAGGAUGAGAUUUGUUUCCCCGCCCUUCUAAUUUUUAAAAUGUAUGUUUUUGGAAGCUGUUUCAUCAAAUGCUAUAUAUGGUUUUAUUUUCUGAAAUACAAUGUUACGGGAAGUA